CACUAGAUAAUAUAGUUUAAUCGCUUCAAUGUUAAAUUCGGCACGAGACCUUCGGCCAAAAAUCGUUACCUAAAUAAAACGAUUAUAAAUUUUGAAUUAUAGCUGUUCUUUUGAGGUUUCAAGGUUUUUCUUUUAAAGGCUAAACGGUAAAUUGAUGAUGAUAUGUAGGUACCUAUAUAUACAUAUUCAGUGGUGUAGUGGAGGGUAUACGCGGGUAUACGGCGUAUACCCACUUCUCUGAUUUUUCGUAAGUGCGUAUACCUAUAGAAUAACACAUGAUACGCGGGUAUACGCAUAUUGGAAUGCAUUUAUUCAGUUAUUCUACAAACAGUGCAAAUUACGAAAGUAUAAGACUGUAAUUGGAUAUUAAUAUUAUCAGAUUAUCUAUUGCACAGCGUAUGAUUACCCAUGGCUAAAUAAUACCCAAUACUUAGCCAUGGAUAUACUGACCAUAGAGUUAUUUAUAAAUAUUGUGGGAAAACGUAUUAUAUGUACCUAACUGAUAAGACGCUACAAAACACCAGCAACGCCCGGCUUCGUCUACCAAUAAUAAUACAAUUAAUAAAUAAUAAUGUGUAUAACCACCAUAAUCGUCAUUCGUCAUUGUAGGAACUGCUGUCUGUUGUUUUUCUAACUUAUAUUAACAUAUUUUAAGCAUUUAACAAUUGUAAUAAACGUUAAACAUGGAACCAGAGAAAAAUAAGCGUGGAAGUAAAACUUUAUUUUCAUAUUUUUCAAGAAUAAAUCAAAUAAUUAUUACUCAAGACAUACCUAUGACAAGUUCUGUAACAGUUACUGACACAUUAAAUACUUUAAAUGAAGAAUUUGUUGAUGACCCAAAUUCAAGUUGUAAUAGUCUUGUAGAAAAAAAUCCUGAUCAUAAACAAGAACAAUGGCCUUCUGUGUGGUCACUUGAUCAGUGGCUUGAAAGGAAGUCAAAACAUCCUUGGUUAAUUUGUUUGGAUCAAAAAUUAGGUUGCAUUUUUUGUCAAGAGGUUGGUUGUUUGAAAACUUUUAAAAAACAAGGUGUAGAACUUUCAAAAGAAUGGAUUUCUUGUUUGAUUGAUAGUGGUAAACACUUAAAUAAGAAAACACAAUUAGCCAGUCUUCGAAAUAAGAUAAAGAAACAUGCUGAAUCCAGUGCUCAUCUUUUUGCUUGCAAUAUUAAGAAAGACAAAGUGUCUGAAACAUUAACUAAGAGCUUUGAAGGUCAACUAAGUAAAAAUCAAGAUUCAAAUGAAUAUAUUUUCCGUACUGCAUACUUUAUAGCAAAUCAUAAUAGACCUUUUGAUGACCAUUCAAAGCUUGUAGAAUUGCAAAAAUCUAACGGUGUGCACUUAGGUUCAAUUUUGCAUUCUAGGUACUCAUGUACUUCUAUUAUAAAUCAUAUUGCAUGCAAAAUGAGAGAAUCUAUUGUAAAAAAUAUAAUCAAUUCUGAAUCAAAGAUUUCUGUUUUAAUUGAUGAGUCGACAACAGUUAGCUCAAAAUCGUGUAUGGCAGUAUUCAUUAAAGCAUCAAUUUCUCAUGAGGAUCCAAUAUUUAUUUUCUUGGACUUAGUGAAAUUGGAAAAACAAACUGCUGAAAACAUAGUUAACCAACUUUUAAAUUGUCUGUUUACUUUUGGCUUUCAAGAUUCUUAUCUUCAACAUAACUGGGUGUCUUUUGUUAGCGAUGGAGCCAGUGUUUUAGUAGGGAAAAAAAAUGGAGUGACCAAACUUUUAAAAGAUAAAUAUCCAUUAAUAUUUUCAUGGCACUGCAUGAACCACAGAUUAGAACUGGCUGUAAAUGAUUGUAUGAAAGACGUUUCUGCAACUAACCAUUUUAAAAAUUUUAUUGAUAGUUUAUAUGUAUUGUAUAAUAGAUCACCUAAAAAUCAAAAUGAACUAAGAAAAUCAUGUAUAGAAUUAGACAUUUUAUUCUUAAAGGCAGGACGAGUUCUUGAUGUUCGUUGGGUAGCCAGUAGCUUCAGAGCAGUAGAAAUUGUAUGGAAAACAUAUCCAGCGUUAUACAACCACUUACAAAAUUCUUCAUAUGAUAACCUAAGAGAUCAAAAAUCUAGAUCUAAAUAUCUUGGAUUAUGUAAGCGGUUAGGAAGUCCAGAAUUUGUCUUAGACUUAGCACUAAUGUGUGACGUACUUAAAGAAUUGUCAUAUUUAUCUCGUGAAUUACAAAGUCAUUCAAUUACAUUGUCGCGUGCUGAUGAAUCAAUUAAAAGAACAAUCAGAGUGAUUGAUUCUUUUAAAACCAAAAAUGGAGAUUUCAUGUUAGAAGCUUUAACUGCACAAAAAACUAUGAUAUUCAAAACCAUAGUUUUAUCUAGUAAUAAAAAAGUAUGUUAUUUAAACCAUAAACAAUUUUUGACAAGUUUAUGUACUAACCUUAACUCACGUUUACUUGAAACAAAUGAAGAGGAAUCUUGUAUUUUAAAUGAUAUGCAAAUUUUAAAUGAACAUACAUGGACUUGUACAGUUGAAAAUAUAAGAUUUGGCGAAGAUGAAAUAAAGAGAUUGACGAAUAGAUUUCUAUUAAAUACAGAUAAUGCAAUUCAAGGCUUUCGAAAAUAUAUUAACAAUAAAAUUAUCAAUGACGAGUUAAAAGAAUUGGACAUUUUAAUAAAAACAUUUCCAGUUUCAACGGCUGAAUGUGAAAGGGGAUUUAGCCAAAUGAAUUUAAUAUGUUCAGAUCUCAGGUCUAGAUUAUCCGUUACUAACAUUUCUAGUCUAAUGUUUAUAAAUAUUAAUGGACCACCAGUUGCAAUAUGGAAUCCAACAAAUUAUGUAAAAAGUUGGCUGAUCAAACAUAGAUCUACACAUGAUAACAGAUCUCGAAAAGUUGCACAGAUAAAAUUAAAUGAAGAAAAGGCUAGUCUAUGGAAAAUUUUAUAAUUUAUUUUUUUGUUUAUAAUUAGAUUUAUGAAAUAUAAAUAUUAUAAUUUAUAUUGUAUUUAUACAUAAAAUUAUUUAUAUAUUUUAUUUUGUAUUUUAAUAUUUUCAUAUAAUUCUGUUUCUUAUUUUUAUUAAUUAAUAAUAUAAUAUAUAUGUGUAUAAUUUAAACUUAAAAAUCCUAUUUGAUUAAAACUUAAUAUUACUUGAAUACUUACUAUCUGUGUGUCAUUAACUCAAUAUAGCCCAUGUAGGUAAUCAUAAAAAAGAAAAAAUUAAAAUAUUUAAUAAUAUAUAAUAUAUAUAUUGUAGACUGUAAAGUCUUAAUUGCAGCAGGGUAGUAAUAUAGUGUACCUAUGUAAUAUUAUGAUAAAUAUAAAACAAAAUCAAUGAAGCAUUAAGGUAACGGGGGGGGGGGGGCGAAGCCCCCCACGUUUAUA
Aphis gossypii (cotton aphid) is the source of this 3322-nucleotide messenger RNA. RefSeq names its product E3 SUMO-protein ligase KIAA1586-like. Lineage: Eukaryota; Metazoa; Arthropoda; Insecta; Hemiptera; Aphididae. The transcript is spliced from 3 exons. Bases 684 to 2885 code for a protein of 733 amino acids. The record is from RefSeq and is a predicted model, not a curated record.